ACCGCGGGCCGGGAGCGCGGCGGCGGCGGCAGCGGCGGCGGCGGCAGCAGCAUGGGUCCUCGCCCGCGGCUUCGCUGAGCCCUCGCUGGCCUAGGCUGCCCGCGGCGCCCGCAGCGGCGGCGGCAUGAAGGGGGUCCUGGGGAGCCCGGUGGCCGCCGCGGGCGCCGCGAUGCAGGAGACGUUCGGCUGCGUCGUGGCCAACCGCUUCCACCAGCUGCUGGACGACGAGUCAGACCCGUUCGACAUCUUGCGCGAGGCCGAGCACCGGCGCCAGCAGCAGCUGCAGCGCAAGCGGCGCGACGAGGCGGCGGCGGCGGCGGCGGCGGCCAGCGGGGCCGGGCAUCGCGGCGGCCGGAGCCCGGCCGUGGCCUCAGGACACAGAACCGGCGGGGCCGGCCGCAGGGAGUCGCAGAAGGAGCGCAAGAGCCUCGCGGUGUCGAGCGCGCAGCAGCCGGACAGCCCUGGGGGCCCGCAGCCGCCAGGCCAGAAGCGGACUUCUAGAAGAGGGGAGCAGCAAGGAUGGAAUGACAACCGAGGGACAGACGUGCUUGAUAGAGCAGAGCGAAGGUCCUACAGGGAAUAUCGACCCUUUGACACUGAGAGACAGGCAGACUUGACAGCGGAGAAGUUUACAGAUGAAAAACCAGUUGACAGGUUUGAUCGAGACAGACCACUGAGAGGACGUGGAGGCCCCAGAGGAGGCCUGAGGAGCAGAGGCCGAGGUGGUCCUGGGAACAGAGUUUUUGACUCCUUUGACCAAAGAGGGAAACGAGAUUUUGAAAGAUACAGUAGCAAUGACAAAGUUGCAAACAGAAUGGAGGACAGCAUGGGUAGCUGUGGUGUUCGCUCCUGGGGAUCGGGUAAAGACACUAGCGACACAGAGCCACCUGCAGCCAUGGAAGAGAGCUCAAUGAUGGAGGAGUCCCAGGGUUCCCUGGACGAGGAGUCUCCAGCCAAAGUUCCUGAGUUGGAGGUAGAAGAGGAAAAUCAAGUCCACGAGAUGACCUUAGAUGAGUGGAAAAACCUUCAAGAGCAAACCAGACCAAAGCCUGAGUUCAACAUCCGGAAGCCAGAGUCCACAGUUCCUUCCAAGGCAGUGGUGAUUCACAAGUCCAGAUACAGGGACGAUCUGGUGAAAGAUGACUAUGAGGACGAGUCCCACGUCUUCCGAAAAGCCGCCAAUGACAUCACAUCCCAGCUGGAGAUUAACUUUGGUAGCCUCCCUCGCCCGGGACGGGGAGCCAGAGGCAGUACCCGAGGAGGCCGAGGAAGGAUAAGAAGAACAGAGAACUAUGGCCCCCGAGCAGAAGUUGUGACCCAAGAUGUCGCUCCCAACCCGGAUGACCCCGAGGACUUCCCCGCCCUGGCCUAACAGCCAUUCCCCUGCAGCAGAGCAGCACUAAGAAGAGACUUUCCUUGCCGCGAGAAGAGUCAGACUCUAAGAACAAUAGAUGUUGCUUUUCCCGUGUCGUGUGAACUUGUUGCACUUUCUUGCUCUGUGGGAUUUGGAAUGCAGGUUCCCAUGAGGUCAGGCCCUUCCCACAGAUGAAUGCAGACUUUUGUAAGGAAUAAUGUUUAAAAUGUGUACAUAGAUUCCAACAGUUCCACCACAGAAGUACAGAGUAAAGUAAACGAGAACUGCUGGGCCUGGUGGUGCACGCACGCCUUUAAACUCAGCACUCGGAGGCAGAGGCAGGCGGAUCUCUGACUUUGAGGCCAGCCUGGUCUACAGAGUAAGUCUUGAAAAAGAAAAAACAGAAAAGAACCACCUAUUGAGAUGACUUAGGCAGUUGUCUACACAAGUCCUUUAGCAUUUCAGGACAUAGGUAGAACUGGAGCUGUUCACUUAAAGCAGUCAUAGCCCACUCUUCAUGCCAUUCCCCUGUAAUGGUUCAGUUCUGCUGAGAAAUUUCCUGCAGUUUUUAUUCAGAUUCCGACUUUAAACUGUCGUUGUGCACCAGUGAUAACCACUCUGAGCAGAGGAAAUCCUGGCUUCCAGUGGUGAUUUAAACUACCUCGUGGUAUGUGUGUGUGCACACAUCCUUAUUUAGUAUAUGUGUGCACACUUAAUGUUCGGAUUGUUAAGUUAUGAUUUAAAAUUGUGUUAUUUUAAACUAAUCACAUGAAAAGGCUUCUUGGUAAAUGUAUUUUUCUUAAAAUUUGUGCUGUGGGCAGUGGUAGUGCAUACCUUUAAUCCCAGCACGAAGAGGCAGGUGGAUCGCUGUGAGUUUGAGGCCAGCAUUGUCUACAGAGCAAGUUCUAGGACAGCCAGGGCUACAUAGUGAGACUGUCUCCAAAACAAAACAAAAACAAACCCUAAAAACUAGUGUCAGAAUUCAUUACUGUUACUGUGAACUCAAUCCCAUUUACCGACUGCAAACACCAUGGCAGGCUGCGCCCCAGUUCCUAUAUUGCUCUUACCACCUUUGGUGGAGAUUAGGGAUCACCUCAGAGGCACAGUCACUCACCUGGAGUCCCACCCCAAACAGCUUGAUACCUAGGGCCAAGCCACUCACCUACUGGCAAAAUCAGGGAAGAAUCAACCAUCGUGUGGGGGAGGGACCAGCUAAGGUGUUGGGCAGCUGUAGAGAUGGGGAACAAGGAACCUUGCUCCCAAGACCUGUGCUCCCUGUACUUGGCCUCAUAGUCUGAGAUGGUGCUGAACUGGAACCCAGGUAUAAAUGAAGGUUGGUAUUCCCUCUGAUUUUUGUAUAAAAACUGAACUCUCCUGGAGUUUGGAUGAAUCAAAGUUGAGAUGUUUACUUUGGGUGCCCUCUUGCUUCUGAUCCCAUGUUUAUUAAAUGAAUGAGUACAAAGGUA
Molecule: messenger RNA, 2820 nt
Organism: Mesocricetus auratus (golden hamster)
Lineage: Eukaryota; Metazoa; Chordata; Mammalia; Rodentia; Cricetidae
Gene: Habp4
Product: hyaluronan binding protein 4
Exons: 8
Coding region: 125-1372 (415 amino acids)
Biological process (GO): positive regulation of translational initiation; positive regulation of RNA splicing
Cellular component (GO): cytoplasm; nucleus
Molecular function (GO): RNA binding
Source: RefSeq, a predicted model, not a curated record